GAAUGGAAUCCCAAGACUACUUCUCUGCAUCAAGCACUCCUCAUCUAAGCUACAAGCUUCAAGAUCCAGGAUUUUUUUGUGUUGGUCGGAUGUUCUCUAUGCUCUUUACAGAAGCGUACGGGUCUACAGCAACAGCCGACAAUUCCUUCAUAAGAGCAGCACCAUUCGUCAGCGAGCAGAUAGACACACAAAUCAGACGAUUCAUCGUUGUGCGAGUUCCACCCCGUAAGACUUAUUUCUAUGCGUGUCCGGUAUUCACUUAUGGGGGUGGUGCAACUCGAGAAAUAGGAGUAGAUCCUGAAGAACAUGCAGUCGUAUAUUCUGUUGGAGAACCCCCACAGCUACUAAAGGGAGAGACUCACAAGACCAUUGGAGUAAUCAUGGAUAGUAGCGAGCCUGCCCUACCCGCAGCAUGCCGCAUAAGAUUUGGGAUUCAUGUCCCCGUUGAACACAACGUUAAAGUCAAGAAUUUAGGCAUGGUUCAGCCAGAUGACCUGGCAAGAUUGGUUUUUUACUGGCAACAACACACGAUAGCUUAACAUUUUUGAUCAGUUUGAAUACUUGACUCUGUCUACCUUUCUCUUUUUCGGGUACCUGUACUAUCUUCUCCCCUCCUGAUCGAAUGUCUCAAGAUAGACACGCUGUUUGAAAAGAUCUUCUGUCUUUUCGCAAUGUGUGCAAAUCCAGAGGCGUAGUGGUCAUAAUGUAUCUAGCUAUCUGAGUGUGUUGUCGCUAGUACAGUGCCUUUAUAAAUCUUACCAGAGUCUACUGAUUUCUACUUGAAGACAUGCAAGCUAGUCAGGGUACUAUCAAACCUGUAGAGACUCAG
Molecule: messenger RNA, 829 nt
Organism: Aaosphaeria arxii CBS 175.79
Lineage: Eukaryota; Fungi; Ascomycota; Dothideomycetes; Pleosporales
Exons: 4
Source: RefSeq, a predicted model, not a curated record